Messenger RNA from Lodderomyces beijingensis, 813 nucleotides. NCBI's taxonomy places the organism in Eukaryota, Fungi, Ascomycota, Pichiomycetes, Serinales, Debaryomycetaceae. The record is from the annotation of a GenBank genome assembly.
AUGUCUAGACCGGAGGAGUUGGCUCCGCCAGAAGUCUUCUACAACGAAACAGAAUCGCUCAAAUACACAUCAUCGACGCGAGUACAGCACAUCCAAGCCAAGAUGACGCUACGAGCCUUGGAACUACUAAACCUCGACCCGGAAGAACCUCACUUCCUACUCGAUCUCGGGUGCGGCUCCGGCUUAUCCGGCGAGAUACUCACCGAGGAAGGGUUCCAUUGGAUAGGAAUGGACAUCUCGCCCAGCAUGUUAGCCACGGCAUUGGACCGUGACGUCGAGGGCGACUUGUUCUUAUCUGACUUGGGCAAUGGUGUGCCUUUCCGCGCGGGCACUUUCGAUGCUGCGAUCUCGAUCUCGGCGAUCCAGUGGCUAUGCAACGCUGACUCCGCGAACGUGGACCCCAAGAAGCGGCUCUUGCUCUUUUUCAACACGUUGUAUGCGUCGUUGAGGCGCGGGGGCAAGUUCGUGGCGCAGUUUUACCCUAAAAAUGACGCGCAGACGGAGAGUAUCAUGGCCGCGGCGAAGUUGGCUGGGUUCGGAGGCGGGUUGGUUAUCGAUGACCCCGAGCUGAAGAGCAAGAAGAAGUAUUAUUUGGUGUUGACUGCCGGUAUCACGGAGCGGAAUAUUAAUUUGAAGGGCGCGGAAAUGGAGGUUGAUCUGCUGAGUGACAAGAAGGCGAAUCGCAAGAAGAGGAAGUUGGCGGAGUCGAGGAAGGAGUACAUUAACAGGAAGAAGGAGACUAUGCGGAGAAGAGGCCGGAUUGUUGCUGAAGACUCCAAAUUCACUGGUCGCAAGAGAAGACAUAGAUUUUAA